AUGUCGCCGUCCCACGAAUCUUUCAACGUCUUCGCAAAACUUCCCAUCGAAUUUCGCUUGAUGGUGUGGAAUCAUUCCAUAUCUCCCCGCGUCAUAGAAGUUCAAUACAAUCAUACUCAAAACUCCUGUAUCUCGAAAUGUGUUCCCUCUCUACUCCUCGUUUCCCACAAAGCUCGAGCUGAAGCUCUUAAAAGAUAUGAACUGAGCUUCGUAACUCGUACGAAAGUCAAAUCGUCAAUCUAUUUCAACUAUGAACUCGACACUGUCGUCUUCAUUUGGAAAUCAUGUCGAGAAAACUAUGUGAGCAACUGUGUCCGUUACGAAGAGUGUCGUCGAAUCAAACGCAUCUGUAUUCUGGAUAAGACUCUAUACUUUCUAGUCAACAACCAGAUGCGAGAUUUAUCUGCAUUCACAGGGCUCGAAGAAGUCUCCAUCUCGGGAUGCUGUGGAAAUGUCAUGAAGUCUAGAGAAUGUCCUAAUGUCACUUCACACCUGUUAAUAUUGGAAGAAUGGUUACUGGAAGUGGGUGCAGAGGAUGUGAAUUAUGAUCGAAUGAUACCGAGACUUAUUUGUCUGGAGGGUGGAGGAAAUUGCUCGAGAUAUACUUGGUUUCGAGAGUGGAAUGAGUGGACCGCGCUGGCUGGAGGUUUAUCAGGGGGCUUACGGAAGGCUACUUGGACGAGAAUGUUCACAGAAGCUUGGAGGACUCUAGUAGAAGAGAUGGUGGAUGCGGUUUGA
This is a messenger RNA of Sclerotinia borealis F-4128, 738 nucleotides long. Lineage: Eukaryota; Fungi; Ascomycota; Leotiomycetes; Helotiales; Sclerotiniaceae. The record is from the annotation of a GenBank genome assembly.